Molecule: messenger RNA, 1033 nt
Organism: Sceloporus undulatus (fence lizard)
Lineage: Eukaryota; Metazoa; Chordata; Lepidosauria; Squamata; Phrynosomatidae
Gene: INSL5
Product: insulin like 5
Exons: 2
Coding region: 452-847 (131 amino acids)
Cellular component (GO): extracellular region
Molecular function (GO): hormone activity
Source: RefSeq, a predicted model, not a curated record
ACGUUCUGAUAAAAUACAUUGAAUUCAGCACUUGAAAUGGCAAAGUGUCUUAGCAUAUACCUAUCAUUUAAGUGUAUCUGCUAAUUGAAAAAUUAUAGCAACUCACAGUCAUUUGUGAGGUGUGAAAAGUGUAAUAAAUCUUUCUAAGGGGGGCUGGUAAUGCACAUCUGCAGUGUUGAUCUAUGAUGGGAAAUCUCUAUAAAUAUGUUGGACUUUUACUAAUCUUAGCCAUAUAGCAACAUAUUAUAAUCUUAAUUACUGUUUGAGAACAAUCCAGAUAAACCCCCCCAAGCACUUACAUGGGUACAAAAGAAAAUAUUUGACAAACAUUAGAUCAACAUAACCCCAUGUCAUUUGCCUAACAGAGGAGAGGAGCAUAUAAAUUGGUCUGCCACCUUGGCUUCAGUCUUCAGUAGUCCUCUCCAUCUCUGAUUAGUCAGGUGCUGGCAAAAUGAAGGCCAUGGUACUGGGGUUGUUUUUGCUCUCUUUUUUCAUAGCCAUAUCUGAAGUAAAAUCUGAAGGCGCUCCUGUCAGACUCUGCGGCAGAGACUUUGUCAGAGCUGUCGUCUUUACCUGUGGAGGAUCUCGCUGGAGAAGACAACUGAAUGGCUUCCCGAAAGGUCUCAUAGAUCAAUACUCUCAUUUACCAUUGGCUCCUGAGGAAAAUUCUAUCCAGAAGUCGGAAUCCCAGAGCCAAGAAUUCAUCCAAUCCAGGGCUGAAGCUGAAAGAGAUCUGCAAGGCCAGCAACAAAAGUCCAUCCAUAAAAGACAUGAGGAUGUCAUGCGACUCACGGUCUCUUGCUGUGCUAUUGGCUGCAGUGAAAACAGUAUAAGUACACUAUGCUAAGCAGGCAUUAAUUGCUGAUAUGGUGGUUGCUCUACAGCAAUAAUAUAUUAAAAAUAAAAUGCUUUGUGUCUUAAAAUAGGUUAUAUUUGAGACCUUUUAUAGCACAUGCCAUAAUUCUCAGCUCUGACAUAAUUCCUCUCUGCCCUUCCACUUGGAAUGGGGACAAAUUGACAAAUAUUGUUCAAU